Messenger RNA from Anopheles nili, 6003 nucleotides. RefSeq lists its product as uncharacterized. Bases 865 to 6003 code for a protein of 1712 amino acids. The record is from RefSeq and is a predicted model, not a curated record. Gene Ontology annotation, molecular function: protein binding. Gene Ontology annotation, cellular component: cytoplasm. Lineage: Eukaryota; Metazoa; Arthropoda; Insecta; Diptera; Culicidae. The transcript has 3 exons.
GAUAAGGAUUUUCUUCGGCCGCGGACUCGCGGGUUAUGUGCACAGCAUCCCGUGUGAGUGAGAGGGCCAUACAAGCGCGCGAAAGAGAGACCCGAACCGACAGCGGCCAGAGCGCUAGAGCACGCUCUCGAGAAGAGUGAUCGCGAGCAAACGCGCAUCAGACGGCGGCGUCGCGGUUCCUUUUCGCAUUCGGCCUUUUUUCGCAGCGGGCUUCAUCGGAUAAAUCGCCGUGGGAGCUGAACACACAUUCCCGGUCGCGGCUUGAGCUGGUUCUAGUGUGCGUUCGCUGGCAAAACAUUUGGUCGCGCUUUUCGCGUGCAGCAGUGUCGCAAGGUGCCGUCUAGGGAAAAGUCUUCGUGGAACGAGCCAUUCCCUCUGAGAGUGAUUUCCAGAGUGCGAGACGGUCUAACCGAGUGAAGAAAAACCCAGUGUGAGAAAACCACGAAAAUCCAAGCAAAAGAAAAAGAAAAAAAACACAAUCAUACGUCAGCGUCAUCGUCGUUUCCAUCACAAUAACUUGUGCCAUUUGUUUGCUGUCCGGUGAAAAUUGUGGUGAAAUAGUGCACUGAAAGUUCUAUCAAACGUACAGUGACUGCCGGGAAGCCUAACCCGGCGGGAAAAAGCAGUUGCAAAGGUGCCACCAAUUAGACUUACAGAGAUUCCGGACUUACGGCGAAUUCCUGUGCCAUUUGCAGUCGCUGGCAAAACAACAAGUGCAACCCAAUCAGUCGAGGAUCAAAACCGGGCGUAUUUUACUUGCUACAGACUGAAGAGUUACACACACACAGAGACCGUGCCAUCUCUCGAACAGCGGAGCGGUUUGGGAAUGUCGUAGGACGUAACGUUGAACGAACGCGUCCCAGAAUGGAGCUCCAGAUGGAAGGCUUACUGGAAGCGAUUCAGGCUGGUCAGUGUGAGGUGGUUCGAGCUGUUCUCGGCAAAUCCAAGCUUAAUCUAGACUAUCAGGAUGAGGCUCGUGGUGGAAGCAGCGCUCUACAUGUCGCCGUGAUGGCUAAACAUAACAAAACGCGGCUCAUAGAACUGCUGCUGGCUGCUGGAGCAGAUUGUGAUCUACGCAAUCAGGCCAAUCUGACACCCGCGGAGUUAGCCAUCGAUACUGGCUGUCAUCAUGUGGCUGAGUUCAUGCUUCAUCGAGAGCUUGAAGACGUUCCAGCGGAACAGGGCUUGCGUCGAUUGAUCCGCCGAGGAUCCGUCGAGCUGUUAAAGAUUUUUCUCGAGAAGCGAGCGUUCGACAUCCACACGAAGAUGAAACUAAUCGCUCGCACGAUGGAUGAACUGUCCGUGAAAGGUGUUGCGAUUGAGCCCUCGAUGAGGAUCUUCCUGGAGUACGAGCUGAUCGCGCACAGCUACGAGUCUUCGGCAAACGGAAGCGGACUCCGUGAGCCAUCCGGAAGUGGUCGCAGUUCGAAACGGAAGGCCGAUGGGAAGAUGCAAAGUGCUCUGAAAGCUACGACAGAGGCUGACCGGCGUGUGGAGUUAGUGCUAGGUUACACCAAAUAUCUGACCGAACGGUAUGACACCGACAACCUGAACGACGUUGACGAUGAGUUUGUGGUGCGUUUGCGUGCCAUUACCGAGAGCCUUCAUGUCCUGGGUGAGUUGGAGUGCCGUCGACAGUUGUUGGAUUCGAUUCCACUGGCGGAGAUGGCGUUUCUGGGUGGAGUGAUGUUGUCGAUACUCGAGAAAAGCGCCGGAUUCGAGAUCUACAAGCUUGUGCUGAACAAACGCAUGCUGCUGGAGUUCCUGCGAGCGGUUAGCUGCGAGUUGAGUGCUCUAUCGAGUUCUUCGACAAGCCGCUCGUUCCAGUGGACACCUCAACUGCUGCUCGAUCUCAUCACCUGCAUUCGUGAGCAGAGAAUCGCGCGAUAUGUGUCUCGCAGAAGGCGCACCAGCGAGGAUCUUCAGCGGAUCGCAAAGUCUUCGGGAGCGCUGGAGCCACAGGAACUCGAGCUAGUUCGACAGGAGUUAUGCCGCCGGGAACUGACGAACCUACAGGAGGGCGUGUUGGACGUGCAGUUCGCCGCGUAUCUACGCGCAGAUCAACCCACGACAGUGGCGCAACUUUGGCAACGACAACAUCCGAAGCUCCGCCUUUCGAAGCGACAGGUGGCGUAUGUUGCGAGCAGGCGCGAGCUGCUGGCAAAGGUUCGCGCACGUCAGUUAGACGAACUGAGCCGCACCAAGACGAAACUGCUCGAGAAGGAGUUGGGUGCGCGUGAGUUGCAGGGCUCACCACAGGUCCUUGGCCCUGGGGGGACGCCAAGGAAAGUUCGCCGACGGCAUCGUGUCGUUUUUCGCAACAUUCGACGCACCUGUGAGCGCAUCCGGCAGAUGCACACCGUCAAACGGAUCGCGUACUACGUCGAGAAUGCACUCGUCAUAGAUUUGGAAGACAACGCGAACUCAACGCUCUGUCUAAUGGCGAUUCAGCGUGUGAUGCAGUACAUCGGACAAGCCCAUCAAGACUCCACGGGAACUCUCCGCCAUCGUGGUCCUUUUGGACGAAUGUUGGCCAGUAUCGUCGAUCACGUGUUGUCUGCAUUGGCGCAUGGAAACACUCCUAAACCCGAUGGAGUGGAUUUUUGGGACACCUUCUCGGCACGCUGUACCGCUGGGAAGUAUUUCGUGAAUAGGACACUUACGCGAGAUCAGGUCAAGAUCGUUCAACAGCGCCUUCGAGCGGUUUAUCGGCUCUGUCUGUACGCGAUCCACAUCCAACUGAUCGAGGCAUACAAGACGUUCCUGGGGACGGCAUAUCGACUUCGCAACCUAACGCAGCUCAGAUCGUACGUGCGGUACGUCGGUGAACACAACCUGCACACGCUCAGCCACAUCAAGUUCGAGCACGUGUUUUACGACGAGAAGGAAACGGCACGCAUCGUGCACGAGCUGAAGAAGAUGUACGUCGGAAUGGCGAACGAGCUGAAGCUGUUGUCGUUCAUCGAGAAAAACAUCCACUUCCGGUUCUAUCACAUGCAGUACCAUCAGACGCGGCUUCGUGCGACUCUCGCAAACUUCGCCGUUGUUUAUCGUGCGCUAAAGUCUAACCCGGACUAUGGUUGUGUGCGGCGAUUACUAGCGUCUUAUCUGCACCAGAGCUAUCAGAAGUACGACGUCUCACGAUCGAUCUCGAUCUCCGAUGCUAACCUAGCGCUGAAGGAGCUACUGCGGCCGUACAGCAGUCUCAGCGAGAACGAAGACACGCUCAAGGUAGUGCGUCAUCUCGAGGACCUACAGCGUCUGAUGGAUCCGGCCUGUCUGUUUGGCAUCAGCCCUGUCCGAGUCUGUCAGGUGCGAACGCUAGAGCCGACUCGCUAUCAACAGCUUACACGCAAGUUGCUGAAGGAGCUUGCGAUGCCAUCGCUCAACGACGACGAGUUUCAACAGCUACACGAGAGGCUAGCUCGAUCGUACUACGACAACGUGUUCCAGCUGACGAACCGCUAUCGAACGUUGGAGGAGUUUUUCAGUGCGAAGGGUUCCCCCGGAAUCGAGGCGUUGGAGGCUGCCGAUCUACCUGCCCAGCGAGAGCGCGAUGAGGAACUGCUGCAGGAACUGUUCGACUCGAAGGUGAACGACGUGGUGGAGAUUCUGGAGAGGUUCGAGUGUACCGAUGCGAAACAUCUGGCCGAAGUUAUCGGAGAGUUACCACCUGUGGUGCAGUUUGCGCUCGAGUACGGUCUUGUGGAGCUUCUCGAGAUGCUUACCUCGGUUAACGCGCUUGGGAUGCAUCGAUCGCAGGUGGAAAGCGUUGUUUUGAGCGGUUGGAACUUGAAGAUACACCUUGGAGGUGGCCCAGAGGCAUUAAUUCUCGAUAGUCUCGCGCUAAAGUCGAACGCGACCGUCUUCCUCAACGCGAUCGUCUUCAAACACCGCUCGUUUCAGCUUUACGGAGGGCAUCCGUGUGUUGGAUCCGCGCGACCUGCGGAUCGUCAGCGAGUUGGAGACUCGCACUUCACGGAGAAGUUCGCAAAUCGUCUCAGCUGGCUCGAGCAACAACGCACCUUGUUCGAGACGGUGGCCAAAAGAGAUUCGGGCCUGGAAGAUCUUCGUCAGCGAGUGUUGGAUGGUGCGGAGUUGUCAGGUCGACGACUCGGCACGUUGCUACCCAACGAGGUGUGCCAUUACGGUUUGAUCGAUCGUGCGAUCGUUGGGGAUUUCCGAGCUGCGAUCGACCUGCUAACGGAAGCGGAUGUGCAUGGAGAAGCUGACAGCUCUCCAGCACGACGAACGCUUCUGCGGUAUCUGUUACGUCGGACGUCCAAAUCACACUUUGUGGUGAGUCACGUGGAUCAGAUGCGUGAUGAAGAUCGUCGAAUGUUGGUGUUGUAUCUGUGCAUGUUCCAUGGGGACGUACAGCUGUUCCGAAAGCACCUAGAUCGGUACGAUGCCUACGAUGAUCUGCACCUGUUCGUCAACUCCGAGGAUCAUGGAUUCGUGCAACGACUGCUGGCUGGGCUCCACGAGUACGAUUGGAGUCGCACGGAUCUCAAUGGUAUGACGAUACUCCAGAAAGUCGUCACAGCGGGUAAUCUACCAGCUGUGGAACAUCUCGUAAGUCGGAUGCGUCUCGAGCAAAUGAACGCGACCUGCAGCCUAAAGUACACGGCACUCAAUCUGGCAGCCCGCCUGAACUUGAAGGAGAUUGUACGCGUACUGACGACCGCCAAGCUGGACGUAAACGCGAUGAGUGAAGACGAGAAGUUGCCUGCUUUCUGGCUCAUCCAAUACGGCAACCCAUGGGUCGUGGUUCAACAGACGAUCGAUUCAGCGACAGAUCUGACAGCGUUUUCCAGUGAACUAUGCCUGUUACACCGAGCGAUCGAGUACGGUAACGAAGACGUGCUACGAUGUCUGAUCGAAGCCUGCAAAGUGGACCCAGCGCGUAUCUACUCGAACUGCAACAACGUGCUGCAUGUGGCGGCCGGUUUCGAUCGAGGUUCUAUCCUUCGUUACCUCCUCCGAUUACCAGCUCUCGCAAAGCUCGUCAACAACUGCAACCUGGUGAAGAAUAGCCCAUUGAAUGUGGCGUGUAAAGAAGGUCACAUUCGAUCGGCACGGAUCCUCCUCGAAGUCGGUAGAGCUAGUACAGAUCCUUGCGGUGAGUACGGCCUAAAUGCGCUCGCUUUCGCGAUGUACACCAACAACAUGCGGUUGGUGCGAUUGCUCUUCCGACAUGGCGCCUCCAUCGGUAGUCCACUCAGUUCGGACUUUCAACCCAUCAACAUGGCGAUCCGGAAUCGCAACAGGCGCAUGCUGGAGCUAUUGCUCCGUCGAGGAGUCGACAUCGACAGUGCACCAUUGUGCUUCAUCAACGCGGUCUGUGUACGAUCGCAAGAUCUCGUACGGUUGUUGAUCACACGUGGAUCUCGUCACGUAAACCAUCGAGAUGAGUUCUGCCAGACGGCACUACACCUGGCCGUGGAACGAGACGAACUCGAGAUCGUGCAAGAUCUCAUCCGCAAUGGAGCACACAUCAAUGCGAAGAAUCGUUCGGGCAUGACACCACUCCAUCUAGCCGUUCAGCGAGGUAACGUGCGUCUAGUACAACUUCUGCUCGACAGCCGAUGUUCAGCGGAUGAGCUGAACUACCACGGAGAGACUCCGUUGAUCCGCGCGGUCGUCAGUAACAACCUGACACUGGUGAAGAUCCUCCUCAACAAUGGAGCUAGCAUCGAGCGGCUUCGCAACAGCGAUCCACCUGUGUUGCUGUACCUGGUGCAGGAAAACCACGAGGCGAUCUUGGACUACCUGCUCGAGCACUAUCAGUUCAGUGCGGAUGAACAGGAUGCGGCUGGAAACUCACUCCUGUACGUCGCGACUCAACACAAUCACGUCAACAUCGUGAAGCUGUUGGUGGAUAAGUACGGUGCUAAAGCGAACCCACCCAACCACAAGAAGCUGACACCACUCAUGAUCGCACGUGUGAAGGACUACAAGGAGAUCUUCCACUUCCUCGAGGCUCGACUGAUCGAGGAGUAA